AUGAGGGGAUUGAGAAAUGAGAUUGAGAGAUCCGUCAGGCCUCUGGGAAUCAGAGUUUUCCAACAGGUGGUUGAGAAAACUUGGGAGGUAGAGACCAUGGAGAAUCGCCAGAGGGGCAGAUCUGAAAGUGGGGGACCGAUCCGUUCUGGACAGAGACAGACCGGAAGGUUUGAUGGGCAAAGGAAAGCUGGGAGGUUUGACAAGAGCAAGGCACCGCCGAGGAAGCCUUAUCAGCGUCCUGCUGACAAGGUACCUAUUGUUGGAAGGGGUGGAGCAGCUAGUCCUAAGGAGGAUGUUGUUUGUUUCAAAUGUAACCAGAAGGGGCACUAUGCAAAUGAGUGCGGAAAGGAGAUUGUGUGCUGGAAGUGCCAGAAGCCAGGGCAUGUAGAGAGGAACUGUCCUAAUGCUGCUAAGGCCGAGCCAGUGCUGAAUAUUGCUAGAGGAAGGAGACCUUCUGCUCCAGGGCGUGUGUUCGCAAUAUCUGGGGAACAAGCUCCAAUGACUGAUGACCUUAUCCAGGGUACGUGUACGAUCACUGGAAACUCCUUAAUGGUCUUAUCGGAUUCUGGUGCUACACACUCAUUCAUUGCUGAGGAGUGUGUGAAGAGAUUAGGAUUGCUGACUGCUGAUUUACCCUUCGAUUUGGUGGUGACUACCCAUGUCGCCGAUCGAUUAGUUACACAUACGGCAUGCUUGCAAUGUUCAUUGAUCUACGAGGAUCGAAAGUUCCUUGCGAUCCUCGUCUGCUUAGGGCUUAAGGAGCUCGAUGUGAUUCUGGGAAUGUAUUGGUUGGCACAGUAUCACGUUCUCUUGGAUUGUGCUAACAAGGCCGUAGUGUUUCCAGAUUCAGGCGUUACGGAUUACUUGAAUUCGUACACCUUGAGGAAGGGUUCACCAGCAUUCGUGAACUCAAUCGUAGCCAAGGCGAAGAAUGACAGCGACGUGCGCAACAUUUUGAUAGCACAAGAUUAUGUGGACGUGUUUCCAGAAGAUGUGCCUGGAUUACCGCCGGUGAGAGAGACGGAGUUCUCUAUUGAUAUCAUGCCCGGCACGGGGCCAAUAUCAAUGGCGCCUUAUCGGAUGACACCAGCGGAGUUGGCGGAGUUAGCAAAGCAGUUGGAGGAUCUCUCUUCAAAGGGAUUUAUCCGACCAAGUGUGUCGCCUUGGGGUGCACCAGUGUUGUUGGUAAAGAAGAAGGAUGAGAAGACCAGGCUUUGUGUGGACUACCGACAACUCAACAAGGAUGGGGAGAACCUGGUUAUUGGACCCGAGUUGGUUCAACAGACCACGGAGGAGGUGAAGCGAAUCUAG
Lotus japonicus is the source of this 1311-nucleotide messenger RNA. RefSeq lists its product as uncharacterized. The record is from RefSeq and is a predicted model, not a curated record. Lineage: Eukaryota; Viridiplantae; Streptophyta; Magnoliopsida; Fabales; Fabaceae. The transcript is spliced from 2 exons. Bases 1 to 1311 code for a protein of 436 amino acids. Gene Ontology annotation, molecular function: nucleic acid binding; zinc ion binding.